AUGGAUGACUAUAAAGUCAGUGGCCCCUUUGGCCAGGAUCAAGAUGAAGUCACGGACCACCCCGCCAUCAGAAAUCGCCUUACCUGCUAUUACUCCUCGGAUCAACCCUCUGGCUAUCGCUCGGAUGAAUUGCCAUCUGAAGGAUCCAGUCCUCGUAAUUCGGUUCGUGACAAUCGCAGGAAGCUUCGCCCUUCACAUUCACCACGUCAGUCUCAGCACAAAAUCAUCCUCGGAUCAAUAUCGCCCUCUGUAUCGUCACCGUCUAACCAGAGUGGGUGGUCAAUCCUCGAUGCCAAUGCCUUCGAAUGCGACUGGGAUCUUCCCAAUCUUCUUAUAGAGCUUCUCGGUGUUCAUUCCGGCUCGUCUCAGUCGGGCUAUCCCACGGCUCCUAUGGAUGUAAUCGAUAUAGAAAAGGGACUUUUUGAUACACUAACAUUGACACGAUCUGAAAGCAGUGUUAAGGUGUCAACCUGUAGGGACUAUGUUGGAGAGAUGUACGGAGACGAAGGGAUUAGGCUUCUUCGCCAUAUUGUACGAGCUCUGGUGACUGAUGAUGGCACCUCUGAUGACAAUGACAUGGUUAUUAAGAUACGCCCGCUUUGCCUCUAUGUUCUGUUGCAGCCAUCGCUUGGCCACCUCUGGGACUUACUCCUGUGGGUAUGCUUGACAUUCCGUCGACAAGUGCUGGGAAAUGUCUGUUUAUCCACCGGGAUAAUCGAUGGGACUAAGGUGACUCUCAAGGAGUUAACUCAGUUGGACAGGCCAAAGAGCACUUAUUGCUGGCCCAGGCUCUUCAAAACCGCAGUCAUUGCCUCAGACCCUCGAAUUCAAUUCCGAGACGGAUUCUUCUUGGAGCUGAAUUUCUACCUGAUGCUUCAAUUAGCAGCAGUAGAGUACCCAGUCACAGUCAACUCUGGUCUGGUACUCAUGGGAUACUCAACCGCUCUCGUCCCUGUGCAGAAGGUGGAUCAUGAAUCAAUCCUUUGGCACCUGGAAACCGCGAACGAUGACUCCCAACUCAAAACCAAGGACCUAUUAGCCGUCCAGGGAAAGUGGAUGAUGAAAGCGAAGUUGAAGCACCUCCGAACGAAGACGGUCUUGCUGGGCUGGUGCCCAGAGGCAGUGGCACAAUUAGGAACGCGAAAUGUAAAUUCGGCCGUGGGAUGGACCGACGCGAGGCCCAGACAAACGACGUGGAGUUUCACUGGGGCAAACCUGCAGCUUCUAGCAACGACGGUAUCUCCGUUUCAGGUUGGGGUAGGCGCUAGUCUAGCCUUCGAGAGAAGAAUCAACACAGUACGAUUCAGCCCUGAGGGAAACUAUCUCAAGUGUCUGAACAACAGUGUAACGGAGCAAAUUAUCCUCUAUGAUGUAAGUGAAUCUAGAGCUUGGCUCGUUCCCUUGAUCAUCGUGUUCCAUCAAAUGCUCCUAGCAUACCACGAAAGAAUCCCAGACGGAGAAUCGAAAGGGACCGUCCCAAUAAUGGAGGUUCCGUUCGUCGAGGCCGAUCAAUCGUUGCGCCUCCUUCAAGGUAGUGGUUCAUGGGUGGUUGAAGGCUCCGGAAAUGACCAGCUGACUGUUCGGGAAUUAAUACUUGGCUUUUCUGUCAACAUGGCCAAAGCUCACUUGCGUGCCCCCAGACGAUCUAGCAUAUUUGGCUACGAGUUCAUGGACAUUGUUACAGAUUCUCCGAACAGUGAGCUCAAGAAAACACGCAUUGACAAACCAGGACUGGCGUGGUCAUCCUUGUUAAAUGAGAUCAGCUGUUUAUUCUGCUCUAAACUUGGGGAUGCUAUUGUUGGUUUAAAGUCUAGAGAUAUACAGUCGCCCUGCAAUCGGCUCCCUGAGGGCUUUGACUGGCUGGCGACGACGAUUCGCAGCUUGGAUAUUCUGCAUCACCGACAUGGAGGUAGGCCCAUGUGCGCCGUACGACGUCUUGCUAGCGGGCAGUACUGGUCCUUGACGGGGUCACCGUUCCAAAACUGUCACCACGGAAAUGGAAGUCAUGUAUCUUGCUGGGAUACGAACUCGCUGUUGCAGGAGAUCAGGGAUGCAAGAAUGCCUAAGCAGGAGCGUGAGAGAACGGAAGGUCUGCCUAACGGAGCAGUAGUUUUCGGCAGGAGAAGGAGGAUGUUGUUUUUCACUAUGCGGAGUUCAGACCCAAAGGUCGAAGAGGCAGUUCCAGGUCAAGUCAUUGAGCGCUCUGCUCCUAUAUUAAUGUUCAGAGCCAUAUCACACCAACAGCAUGAUAUCUCCAGGUCUGUCUCCUUCGAGACCUUAACCGAAGAUUAA
Messenger RNA from Aspergillus bombycis, 2292 nucleotides. RefSeq lists its product as uncharacterized. NCBI's taxonomy places the organism in Eukaryota, Fungi, Ascomycota, Eurotiomycetes, Eurotiales, Aspergillaceae. The transcript is spliced from 2 exons. The record is from RefSeq and is a predicted model, not a curated record. The coding region runs from base 1 to 2292 and encodes 763 amino acids.